This is a messenger RNA of Diachasma alloeum, 1869 nucleotides long. RefSeq names its product leucine-rich repeat extensin-like protein 5. The record is from RefSeq and is a predicted model, not a curated record. The coding region runs from base 161 to 1120 and encodes 319 amino acids. NCBI's taxonomy places the organism in Eukaryota, Metazoa, Arthropoda, Insecta, Hymenoptera, Braconidae. The transcript has 7 exons.
CCCCACCUCGUUUCACGUGAGACGGUCGCUCGGUUGCUGACAUAAUGAGUCGCCGCGGACUGAGACAACUAGUUUCCAACUCGUUUUCCUCGUGAACAUUUCUAGUAAAAGUGAUAAUAGGAUAAACAUCGCGAAGUCCCGAUACCACACUCGAUCAAAGAUGCUGGCAGGACACGUGCCAAAGCUUGUUAACAAGCAAUUCAAUUCUCCCAUCAACCUGUACUCGCCGCAGGCCGUUCAGGAGACAUUGGAGAGGCAAACAAAAAUAUUGGCGAAUGGUGCUAUCGGGAUUGACUUCAAUCAACUGGCAAAACCAGCGAAUCUGCAGAACAGCGCGGUUCUCAAGAUGCUGGAGGAGGAAGAGGCGAGGAAACGCAGUGGUGGACAACCCGGUUUGAAACGAGUAACUUGGCCUCCCCCAGCCGGUGACGACGACAUCGACUUCAUCGAGCAAUCACCAGUCCAGGCAAAGACUCGGGGAGUUGGUGAGUACGCAUCAUACGAGACGAGUCCCUCAUCAGGUCCAUCGCCUCAACCUCAUACGUCUCUGCCCUGUGCAUCACCACAACUAUCCACUCCCUUAAGCCCUGGGGGGACAUUACGAACACCUCAGGGUUAUCAACAUCAAAUUGCACCAAAACCCUGGGCACCUGUUACACCACCCGCAACCUCUCCAUUGCCAGCGCAUGAAAUAUCCUGGGGAUCGCAUCGGUCGCAUCAACCGGUAUUCAAGAAAUCGGACUCGAUCGAGGGAGCUGCUCCUAGGCAUCAAUCAUCCCAGCCUUUUUCUCAACCACCACCAUCUGUCAUCACUUUGAGGCCUGAACCACCAAUUUCUCAGCAACCAGCGCCAGUUUACCAAGCUCAACCAGCAGCAACAAUGGCCCCAGUGAGUGGUAACAUGCGAGGGGACAUGAAGUGGCCACCGGCGUCAGUAAAAGCACAGACAGAGGCGGAAAAUCGUGCGAGAGUGGAAUUGGCCAAGGGACCUAUAUUCAGACCACGUCGAGUUAACAAAGAUUACAGUGGCUUUUUCGCUCAACACGCCCUCAACAGCACCUACCCUGGAUACAGAGCACCCCCUGGCACCCAAUACUUCACGCCAUCCUAUCAACACUAACGAAUAAUUCUUUAAAAAAAAAAAUACCGAUGCUAAAUCGACGAUUUUUUUUUCAUUUUGAAGACUGAAAAACAGACGUUAAAAAUGAAAGAAAAAUCCAAAUUGCAUCAUUCGUUCGGAGGCAUUGGAGAUUGAAGAGGAUUGGCCUGUCCCCUAUCGAAAAUGUGCGGAGACUAUUCACACAUUUCCGUAACGACUGGAGAGAAAUACCCGAUCACUGUGGGGUAAUCAUCCUCAGCUGUUUCCAGUCAUCGAGUUCAACUGAUUAUUUCUCUUCACAAGACAAUUCGUGUGGUGAACGGUUACCUAGAGACUGACUUUCUGCUCGAAAUUACUGGCUUUUCACGAAAGAACAAAUAUUUAUCAGUCACUAACGCUUCUUUACUAUUGGUGAUCACUGCAACGACAAUUUGUCAGCGGAUGAUAUUACUCUGAAAUUUUUCUUUUUGAAAUUUAUCUUUAGCGCUGCAUGAGGCGCCCGAACAUCGGCUGAUAGAUCUGGAACUAUUGAGAGAGAACGAACGACGAGACAAAUCGAAUACUGAGCGCACGACUUACCUGUUAAAUGCUUUAUUGUACAAAAUGUUUAACGAUCAGGAGAUGACAAUCUUGGUGUAUUUUUUUUAUAAUUAUUCAACGAUAUUUCGUCGAGGAUGAUGUACUCAAUUGUGGUACUUACUAACAUUAGUGGUGAUGAUGGAGAUUAUGCAUUGAUGUAGAUGAUGAAAUAAAUUAUUGCAAUCGUUGAA